AGAGCGGCGUGUGCCGCGCGGGAGGAAGUUUGGCCUUCGCAGUGCUCCGUCGUCCCACGGGCUGCCCAGCAACCGGCGAGGAAACGGCUGGCGUCCGUGCAGCGGGCGCCACGGGACCCUCGGAGCCUGCGGGCGCGUGAUCGAGCCGAGGCCGGCGACCCUUCUCCGCGAACUUCGGGCGCCAAGCGCAGGAGUCAGAGAUGGCACUCCCCACGUUGCCCUCUUACUGGCCCAGCCGGAGAGCCAUGGAUCCCCGCCAGCGCCAGCAUCAGCAGGAGGAAGAGUUUCGGCAGCAGUGGGAAGAGAACAGCCGCUAUUUCAGGACUUGGGACAUCCACAACUCCAAACAGACUCAAUGGAGCUCCAAAAUCAACUACCAGCGCAGCAUGCACGCCUACCAUUGUGAGAAGAUGAAGGAGGAGAAGAGGAAGAAUCUGGAGGUCCGGCGGGAGAGACUCAGGGAGCUGAUGCUGGAGGAACAGGACUUGCUGGCCUCGGAGCUGGAUGCGCUGAGGCUGAGCAUGAGCCUUCGGGAGCAGAGACUCCGGGAGCAGCACAGGGACCUGAAGUCAGCCCGGGAAGAGCAAAGGAAACUGAUUGCUGAACAACUUUUGUAUGAGCACUGGCGGAAGAACAACCCCAAACUUCGAGAGCUUGAGUUGGACCUUCACAAGAAGCACGUGAUAAAUUCUUGGGCGACACAGAAAGAAGAAAAAAAACAGCAAGAAGCCACUGAGAAGCAGGAGAAGAAGCGGUUUGAGAACGAGUAUGCGGCAGCCCGCAGGGAAGCAGAGGCCAGGAUGCGAGCCGAGGAGGAGAGGAGGCAGCGGGAGGGGCUCCUGCAGGCCGAGGCACUGCGCCAGCAGAUGGAGGAGCUGAAGCAGAAGGAGAUGGAGGCAACCAAGCUAAAGAAGGAACAGGAGAACCUGCUGAGGCAGCGCUGGGAGCUGGAAAGGCUGGAGGAAGAAAGGCGGCAGAUGGCAGCCCUGCGGCGCAAGACAGAGCUAGGGCGCUUCUUAAGACAUCAGUACAAUGCGCAGCUCAACAGGCGCACCCAGGAGAUCCGGGAGGAGCUGGAGGCUGAUGGGCGGAUCCUGCAGGCUCUCCUGGAGAAGGAAGAUGAACUGCAGAGAGUCGAGCUGGCCAGGCAGGAGCAAGCCCGGGCCGAUGCAGCCUGGAUGAAGCAGGUGAUCGAGGAGCAGCUGCAGCUGGAGAAGGCCCGUGAGGCCGAGCUGCAGCAGCUGCUGAGGGAGGAGGCCAAGGAGAUGUGGGAGAAAAGAGAGGCGGAGUGGGCCCGAGAGCAGGUCGCGCGGGACAGACUGAUGAGUGAGGUUCUGACCGGGAGGCAGCAGCAGAUCCAAGAGAAGAUCGAACAGAACCGGCGAGCGCAGGAGGAGACCCUGAGGCACAGGGAAAAUCUCCUCAAGACUCUCGAGGAGGGGAAGCAGUUAGCUCAGCGAGCAAAGGAAGAGAGCGAAGAGUUGAAGUCAGCCAGGAAGCAGGAGCUGGAAGCCCAGGUCGCGGAGCGCCAGGUCCAGGAAUGGGAAGCAGUCCGGCAGGAGGAGGAGGAGGAGGAGGAGGCCAAGCAGGCAGAAAAACUCUCCAACGCUCUGCUGCAGCAGGAGGCGAGGACCAUGGCGGAGGAGGGCUACCGGCCCAAGUCUCACGGACACCUCAGAAUUGCCUGGGACUGAUGGCGAGCACAAAGAAGCCGACUCGACACCGCUCCAGGCAGCUGUGUGCUGUUGGCUUGGCCAAGGCUCAUGGUACUUCUGACUUAGUUGAGCCGUGCCUGCUGGGCACACCAUGGUCCGUAGAUGUCAGGAUGCUGGGGGUGUGCAGCACCCCUGAGAGCCCUUCCCUGCCGUCCUCACCCUGAUGGGCCUUACAGACUCAUGGCAACGGUGCAACCAGAUCAUGCAAUGCUUUAUAAGUAGAUUUUCAAGUUACUCUAAGAAGACGUCACAUUCCAUGACAGGAUCCGUGAUGUUUCUCUCGUCUCAUCUGUAGCUGUCAGCUCAAGGGAGCACCAGCCAGAGGAGGAGGGAGCUGUUUGGGUUUUAGAAUUGCCAUUUAGAAGUUAUUCUAUUGGGGGCUCAUAGGUCUUGGUGUAGUUAUUUCCAUUUAUGAGCUGUGUGGCCCCAAAGACCACAUGGUGUGUAUUGUGGCAGAGCUGGCAGUCUGGAAAGACAGUGACAAAGGAGCCCUUGUUUGGAAGCAUUGGGGGGCUGCCCAUAGGGGCUGGGGGUGCUCAUUGUGGGGUCCUCUUACCUGGUGGUCCUCAGCCCAGUGCUAUACCACCAAGGAGAAAAAAAAUCCUACCCCUGAACAUGUGCUACCCCUGAAGAGUCCUCAAGGCCACUUGGUUGGCCAGCCUGAUAAAGGCCGGGCCUUGCUAGGGACCUCCUGAGUCUGGGGAAGGCCUGUGAGCAGCACCAUGGGAAUUACGUGCCUAGGGUUACACGUGGCCCUGGAGAGACAGCAUGAGACUCAGAAUCACAGAUGAGCGUGUCCCCACCGCCAGAUCCCAGUCCCCCUCUGCAAGUGGCUCUGGGUCCCGGGAUCAACAGUUGGGUUGGUAUGACUUGUACCUUUCCGGAGCCCUCCUCUCAUUUGCUUUCAUCCCUGUAUUCAAGAUGCCGCAACUCUAGCUGAUUAUAGGGUGUUCUGUCUAGUUAUGGGGACCCAGAGUCAGUCAGAAGAGUCAGGCUUGCGGCUGCCUGUCUUCCUCCUCCACGGGACCGGUUUUGUUGUUUCCUCUUCUGCCGAGGUUCUCCAUGCAGCCCCAGCACUGCUUACUCUACACGUGUGCGUCCUCACCCUUUUCAGAUGCUCACUAACUGUGAAGUAAAGCUGUGUUUCAGAGUCA
Apodemus sylvaticus (European woodmouse) is the source of this 2869-nucleotide messenger RNA. It is a transcript of the gene Tchp, whose product is annotated as trichoplein keratin filament binding. Gene Ontology annotation, cellular component: keratin filament. Gene Ontology annotation, biological process: apoptotic process. The record is from RefSeq and is a predicted model, not a curated record. NCBI's taxonomy places the organism in Eukaryota, Metazoa, Chordata, Mammalia, Rodentia, Muridae. The transcript has 13 exons. Bases 201 to 1694 code for a protein of 497 amino acids.